GCAAGCGGCCUUCCUCUGUUCGCUAUGCGGCGUAACGCGCCUGCGGACUGGGCCCAGCUUGUCCUCUAUGACUUACCCAGAAGGCAACGCUUUUGUUUCUGGUCAAAAUGGCUGGCAAGCAGGCUGUUUCAGCAUCAGGCAAGUGGCUGGAUGGUAUUCGAAAAUGGUAUUACAAUGCUGCAGGAUUCAAUAAACUGGGGUUAAUGCGAGAUGAUACAAUAUACGAGGAUGAAGAUGUAAAAGAAGCCAUAAGAAGGCUUCCUGAGAACCUUUAUAAUGACAGGAUGUUUCGCAUUAAGAGGGCACUGGACCUGUCCUUGAAGCAUCAGAUCUUGCCUAAAGAGCAGUGGACCAAAUAUGAAGAGGAAAAUUUCUAUCUUGAACCGUAUCUGAAAGAGGUUAUUCGGGAAAGAAAAGAAAGAGAAGAAUGGGCAAAGAAGUAAUCAUGUAGUUGAAGUCUGUGGAUGCAGCUGUUAUGAAGAUGGUUAAACUUGAAACAAACAAUUUUAAGAAUUAUUUGGUCUAUUGAUGUUUUACUUUAAAUAAAUGUCUAUUGUAA
Molecule: messenger RNA, 559 nt
Organism: Pongo pygmaeus (Bornean orangutan)
Lineage: Eukaryota; Metazoa; Chordata; Mammalia; Primates; Hominidae
Gene: UQCRB
Product: ubiquinol-cytochrome c reductase binding protein
Exons: 4
Coding region: 108-443 (111 amino acids)
Biological process (GO): mitochondrial electron transport, ubiquinol to cytochrome c
Cellular component (GO): respiratory chain complex III
Source: RefSeq, a predicted model, not a curated record